GUACCUAGGCUUCGUACUGUGGCCCAACUUCUGUACGAAUUUAACCUCUAACCGAAGUCGGCGCUCCUUCAUGCAUUUUACAAAUACCGAUUAGAUCGUAUUAAUAACUAUUUCUGCUGAGUGUUCAGCGAUGAUCGCGAAUCGCAUAUAGAUAAUAAAUACCUUUUCAUUGAUCGUGAAAUGGAAUUCUAUCAGAAAAUAUCAAAUAAAUUAAAAAACAAAUUUCGCGGACUAUUUAAAAGUUCUACCCGACGCUAUGGUAUUCCUUUCAUGCUAUUUGUUCUCGUUGGAUCAUUUGGUCUCAAGGAGGUCACUUCGAUAAGAUAUCAGUAUCGCGACGAUGGUCCAUUACUUCACGAAGAAGCUAAGAAAGCUGGAAUUGAUAUGAAAAAGCCAGGCGAAGUGACAUUAGAGACAGUUUAUGACUCCGUCAAGGACCUUGACAUAGAUAAUUGGGAAAACAAAAGAGGACCAAGGCCCUGGGAGGAAAACACCUGGACAUAGUAUUGAUAAAGGAAGAAAAGUAUAUUCGGGAGAUGCCAAUGAUACUGUUUUCAUUUGUUUUAAUGCUACUUGGUACAGUGUUGCAUAGUAGAAUAUUUUAAUGUUAAUUCAAAAUAAAAUGUAAAAGAAAGUAAGUGAACAGACAUCAUUUUUGUGUUCUUGGCGUAGCCGCGUUUUCGCUACAAAAAUAUUUUCUGUAUAUAUGUAUAUUUCGUAUAUAAUGACUAAUUUCUAUCUGUUCCUCACGCUGAAAAUACAAUGAAUUCUUAUUACCAAAAGUAAUUAAUAAAGUAUUUUCAAAACUAGAUUGUUCAAAUCAGUCAAUUUCGGCAACCCAAAGAACGGAAUGUCAUUCCUGAAUGACGUGAAUUUGACGUCUAAUUUUUCAUUCAUAAUAUACAUCAAUAGAAAAAUCAUACAUGCAUCGGUUUCAAAUACGUUGGAGAUAAUUGCCAAAAUAGUGUUGCUAUUAUGCCAAUUAAUUGAUGGUACACUAUGGAUGUAAAACUUAUUCUCGCUUUUCAUAUCUUUAUAAACCAUUAAAUGGGUGCACAAAUUUUUUUUUU
Neodiprion virginianus is the source of this 1070-nucleotide messenger RNA. RefSeq names its product cytochrome c oxidase assembly protein COX16 homolog, mitochondrial (gene l(3)neo43). Gene Ontology annotation, biological process: mitochondrial respiratory chain complex IV assembly. The record is from RefSeq and is a predicted model, not a curated record. The transcript is spliced from 3 exons. Gene Ontology annotation, cellular component: mitochondrial inner membrane. NCBI's taxonomy places the organism in Eukaryota, Metazoa, Arthropoda, Insecta, Hymenoptera, Diprionidae. The coding region runs from base 181 to 504 and encodes 107 amino acids.